Hipposideros armiger (great roundleaf bat) is the source of this 4110-nucleotide messenger RNA. It is a transcript of the gene TRAF1, whose product is annotated as TNF receptor associated factor 1. Gene Ontology annotation, cellular component: plasma membrane signaling receptor complex; cytoplasmic side of plasma membrane. NCBI's taxonomy places the organism in Eukaryota, Metazoa, Chordata, Mammalia, Chiroptera, Hipposideridae. Gene Ontology annotation, molecular function: tumor necrosis factor receptor binding; zinc ion binding. The transcript has 8 exons. The coding region runs from base 1790 to 3037 and encodes 415 amino acids. The record is from RefSeq and is a predicted model, not a curated record. Gene Ontology annotation, biological process: regulation of apoptotic process; signal transduction; regulation of canonical NF-kappaB signal transduction.
CCCAACCGGGGCCUUCUGGUGUCCCAAGCCAGUUCUUAACCAUCGCGCCACUCGGCCGGCCCAUCAAUGGAUUUUUAAAUCACAGACUCAAAACUCUGAAUCCUUUUCUCCUAGAAUUGAAAGCCCCUCUCCCCCCCCAAAAAAAAAAGAAAGAAAAAGGCCCCACAGAGGCCACUCGGGUCAACCUCCCACAGAUUGCCUGUCUUGGAGGUGCUGAGACCCUCUGCUUGUCCAGAACAGGUGUCUUCGCUCCAGGUAGGACCCAGAGGUCCUCCUUCCACCAGUGGGACUCUUGUCCUGCAGCAUCAGCGUCUCUGUCAGAAGCUGGAAGAAGCUCUGCUCUUGGUGGGUGGUGGGCUUAAGCACAUCCCGGGUUUUAAAACAAACGAAGAAAACCAAAAAAGUAAAACACAGUUUUCAACUCCAGUUGGGUGUCAAGACAAAAACCAGGACCCUACUACAUAAAAAGAAUGUAAUAGGUGCCUGAGUAACUACAACAAAAUCAAACCAACAACAUGCAGCUUCUCUCCUCCCUUACCUGACAGUCCUGCAGACAUGCGAGGUCUGACCGAGAAGGGGCGUGUGUGUGUGUGUGUGUGUGUUUAGACGAAAACAGAAAGGGCUCCUUAAAACAUGCAGCUUCGUAAAAGUGCCCUGCCUUCAGGCUGCUUUAUACCAUCCCUUUUGCUGACUGUGCCAACCCUGUAAGCUUGGAUGAGCCUGGCACUGUGCUAGGCUCUUUGCAUAAAUCCAAGAGGGCCCAGAGUCGGGUUCCGCUACGGCUCACCCCAUCCCCACGCGAGGUUUCAGGAAGGCAGGAGGUGAGGCUGGGGGUUCAAGUCCCAGGUCUGUAUUCGUUUAUUCUGCGAACAUUUUACUGAGUCCUUCAUUUGUGCCAGGAACACGGCUUAGGCCGGAGGAGAAUGGAAGCCUGUCAGUCCCCAGUGGGAGAACAGAACCUGCGACGCCGCAGACCCCGCCCUGGGCCUCAGUUUCCCCAACAGUGGAGCGCUGGUCCCGCCCCCAGGGGCUGCGGGCCUCGGCUGCGGGCUCCGGCUGCAAGGACCCGCCCCGGUCCUCCCCGGCUUCCGCUGCCCGGACCACACCCUCCGCGCUGCACCGGAAGCUCCCGCCGGGCCGCGGGGAGGCGGUGGCGGCGGCGGCGACGCCGAGAUGGGGUAACCGAGACCCACUGUGAGGAAGUGAUUUUUACCUGAGACACUGGAUAUGGCAGAGCUAAAGCGCCGGGAACUUGCAUUUUUGGAUCUGACACCAGGACCCUGGGGAUUUCCACCAAGCAAUGAGCACUCCCACCAAGAAUUCCAGGCUGCCUGGAGGUCUAAGGAAACAAAGACAAGUCCCACCAUCUGUGGCUCCUUCUGCCGAUGUCACCCGGGGAGGAAGUAGAGGAAGCCAGCGGCAACCUGACAUUCUCUGACAGGGGAACUCAGACUGUGGUUCCUGAAAGUCCAUGACAUGGUUGCUUUUUCUCUUUGACUCGUUCUCUUGCUCUCUCUCACUCUAAAGAAUGACUGGACACUCCUAGAGCCUUCAGUCAGCAUCCAGGGGAUUUUUUUCACCACGAAGGGUAAUUCCUGCCCCAUUCCUGCUGUGACUCAGCUGUGACGUUGAACCACACAGGCCAGAGAGAAGAUAAAGUCAUCAGACUCCUCACCAGAGAGGGUGGCCCACGCCAGAACUCAUCUCUUCUCUCAGCACAGACUCUACCCGGCUGGUCCCAUCCCCAGAGGCGCUUAGUAGGGCCCCCUGGCCAGCGUGGGACCCUAAGAUGGCCUCUGGCUCAGCCAGCAGCCCUCGCCCAGCCCCCGAUGAGAACGAGUUUCCCUUUGGGUGUCCCCCCACCGUCUGCCAGGACCCAUCAGAGCCCAGGGCCCUCUGCUGCACCGCCUGUCUCUCUGAGAACGUGAGGAACGGCGAGGAUCGGAUCUGUCCCACAUGCAGAGGACAUGACCUCCAGUCUGUAAGCCCCGGAAGCCUUGUGUCUCAGGAGAAGGAUCACCCAGAGGUGGCAGUCGAUGGAGUUGAGUGCCCCUUUGCAGGCGUUGGCUGCUCCUUCAAGGGGAGCCCAAAGCUCAUGCAGGAGCAUGAGAUCACCUCUCAGGCCACCCACCUAAACCUGCUGUUGGAGUUCAUGAAACACUGGAAAGCCCAGCUGGGCUCUGGCCUGGUGUCUAGGCCCAUAGCUCUGGAACAGAACAUGUCAGACCUGCAGUUGCAGGGGGCCGUGGAGGUGGCUGGGGACCUAGAGGUGGACUGCUAUCGGGCACCCUGCUCCGAGAGCCAGGAGGAGCUGGCCCUGCAGCACUUCAUGAAGGAGAAGCUCCUGGCUGACCUGGAGGGGAAACUGCGCGUGUUUGAGAACAUCGUUGCCGUCCUCAACAAGGAGGUGGAGGCCUCCCACCUGGCCCUGGCUGCCUCCAUCCACCAGAGCCAGCUGGACCGUGAGCACAUCCUGAGGUUGGAACAGAGGGUGGUGGAAUUGCAGCAGACACUGGCCCAGAAGGACCAGGCCCUGGGCAAGCUGGAGCAGAACCUGCGCCUCAUGGAGGAGGCCUCCUUCGAUGGCACCUUCCUGUGGAAGAUCACCAAUGUCACCAGGCGGUGCCAUGAGUCAGCCUGCGGCAGGACCGUCAGCCUCUUCUCCCCAGCUUUCUACACAUCCAAGUACGGCUACAAGUUGUGCCUGCGGCUCUACCUGAAUGGGGACGGGGCGGGAAAGAAGACCCACCUGUCGCUGUUCAUCGUGAUCAUGAAAGGGGAGUAUGACGCUCUGCUGCCGUGGCCUUUCCGGAACAAGGUCACCUUCAUGCUGCUGGACCAGAACAACCGUGAGCACGCCAUCGAUGCCUUCCGGCCCGACCUGAGCUCUGCAUCCUUCCAGCGGCCCCACAGUGAGACCAACGUGGCCAGCGGCUGCCCCCUCUUCUUCCCCCUCAGCAGGCUGCAGUCGCCCAAGCACGCCUACGUGAAGGAUGACACCAUGUUCCUCAAGUGCAUCGUGGAGACAAGUGCUUAGGGUGCUCAGGGCGGGCAGGGCCGCACGAGCUGCACCUGCAUCCUCAGGGAGCACCAACCCAGACUGGGGUUCCAGCAAGAUGCCUGAGGUCCUGCCCUUGGUGCCCAAGAUCCCAGGGCACAGUGAUGGGCUGGGGCUGGCAUGACCUGAGCAGGGCUGACAGAUUGACUGUGGCGGCUGUCGGCUUAGGGAGGCGGGACCUUGGGCUGGGCCCACAAAGGCAGAGGAUCCAGAGGAGGUGGUGGUGGGAUCGUUGCCUCUGCACUGACCAGCACUGGAAGCCCGGGAGUUGCUCCAGCCCUGAAUGUUGAGGUGGACUCUGACCAAGAUGGGGAGGGAAUGGGGACCAGGCCUGGGGCAUGGAUGGUAGGCUAGAGAUGUAGGACCUGAGCAUGGGAAGGUCCCUACAGGGCCACCGUGGAGAAAUGCCAACAUGCUUGCUGUCUUCUGCCCAGGGUCAGAGCUAGGGGGUGGAAGAGACAGGGUGCUAAUGUGAAUUCAGUUUGUCCGGGUAUGGGAUGAGUUCCCCAUCCCUAGAGGAAAACAAGCAAAGCCAGAGGCUAUGCUGGGGGUGGGGGGAAGGUAUCAAAUUGGGGGUUGGAUUUGAAAACCUUCAACGUUCCUUCCAGCCCAGAAAGUCUCUAAUUCUAGGCCUCCUGGCCCAGGUGAGGCCAGGAGCUGCAGGGAUCCUGGGAACUUCCGGGUUCCUCACUCACCUUCAGUAGCACCAGGUGGGCUGAGCUGGCUCACACCUGCCACCCAGGCCUGGCAGCUCAGCGUCCGCACAUGCAGAGGCACACACGGACGGGCCCUGCGUCCUGGGCCUCCCCAGCCAAGCUCCCCUCCACGUCCUCCAGGUAAUGAGCUCCUAGGGGCAUCCGGAAGGAACGUGAAGAAGCAGAGAGGAAUAAACUCCCCACUCCCUGCCUGGGGGCCCCACCUUCCUCGCUCUCCAGAAUCCCGUGUCACCUGGUUAACCAAGGUAUUCCCUGCUCGUUCAUUUCAGGGCCUCUGAACCACUAGCAGAGGUUGUCCUUUGAAAUCUGUAUUAAAUCAAAGAAAGAAUUUUUUAA